ACUCGAAGAAGCACCUCCAAAGAUAUUUCUAUUUCCCCCUUUCCCCAACCUCACUCCUCCAAUACCCAAUUUCCAAAUCCCAGAUUCACAUCCAACAUUUCCUCCAUUAACAUGACAACCUACGGCACAAUCCCAACAUCCCAAUCUCCAAACACAGACAAUCUCCAAUUCAUCACACGCGCAAAACACAAGAUCCAAUCAACCCUCACAACAUGUCGUCCAUGGAACCUCUUAUUUUCUCUCUCCUCUCUCUCUUUCCCAACCUCCAUAAACGACACUUUUCUCACAAUCAAAACAAACCUUUCUUACUUCCGCAUGAACUACGCAAUCAUCGCACUUAUAAUCCUCUUUCUCUCUCUUCUUUGGCACCCUCUUUCUCUCAUCGUUUUUACUCUUUUUAUGUCCGCUUGGUUAUUCUUCUACUUCCUGCGCGAAUCGCCACUUGUUGUUUUUGGGUAUGAAGUUGGUGAUAAAGCUGUGCUUCUUCUUCUCACCGUUUUCACCGUUGUUUUUCUGCUGCUUACCGAUGUUACUGUUAACAUUGUUGUUGCGCUUUUUGUUGCGGUUGCGGUGAUUGUAGCUCAUGCGGCGGUGAGAAGGACGGAUGAUCUUCCGGUAUCGGAUGUCGGGUUCGAGGAUGAGAGUGGUGCGCGUGUUGUUUAUAGUCGGAAUACUGGUGGAUUGGGUGAACGCCUUCCUUUGAAGGAUACGGCGUCGUCUUCGUUUUCGGCAUCUAAUUGAAAAUUGAUAAUUCAAUCAUGUAAUCUGAUGAUGUAAUCUUUUUUGUUAAGACGACCACAUUUGGUGUACUACAGACAAGGGGGAUGAUGCCACUUUGUUUACAUUGAGAGGUUGUUAGUUGAAAGGGAAAUUAUUGGCGGCAAAUGUGAAUGCAAUUUGAUUGUGGCUACAAUUACUUAUAGUAUAUAGUUACUAGCCUUA
Beta vulgaris subsp. vulgaris (sugar beet) is the source of this 942-nucleotide messenger RNA. RefSeq names its product PRA1 family protein F3. Gene Ontology annotation, cellular component: Golgi apparatus; endoplasmic reticulum. Gene Ontology annotation, biological process: vesicle-mediated transport. Bases 112 to 741 code for a protein of 209 amino acids. The transcript has 2 exons. NCBI's taxonomy places the organism in Eukaryota, Viridiplantae, Streptophyta, Magnoliopsida, Caryophyllales, Amaranthaceae. The record is from RefSeq and is a predicted model, not a curated record.